UGUCGCUGGUUGUCAUAAAUUAUCUACGUCAUCUCCAGAUGUUUGUAGAUGAGAUUUUUAUAAGUGGUUUUGGUGAAGCUUUAAUUUUGUUCUGUUUUGUCUAAUUUGUAUAAAUUGAGGUUAAUUUUAGAUCAUAGAAAUGACUCUGAUCGAAGGUGUAGGAGAUGAAGUAACAGAUUUUUGCAUUGUUGUGGUUGUGCUCUUAGUAGGAUGGCUUGCCUGGUAUUCCACAAGUAUUACAGAUCAACCAUUAAUACGCACAGUACUUGUAAUACAUCGAACACGCACACGUCUUGCUGAACUUAGAGCUACUCAUCAAAAUGCAAGCUCAUUUACACGACCUCCAAAUUUGGAGGUAACCGAAGAAGAAACUAUAGAACCAAUUACAGAUGAUGGUAAUAGCACUUCACAAAGUUGUCCUGAACCAUCUAUUGCAGACACAAAUGGAGAAAUUUCUCCUGACACACAUAGAAUGUCUGAAGCAACAGCUACAGAGGAAGUACUUAUUGAAGCUAUGGAUUCAUUUAAUGAUAGUGCAACAAAGUUGAAAAAACAAACCAAAAUAAACGCUCCUAAAGAGACAAGUAUAUCAACAUCAACGUGUAAUGAACCCAUAGAACAUGAAUGUGAAAAUCUUUCAGACACUAAUGAAAUUAGCAUAAAACUAAAGUUUAUAAACGAUGAUCAAAAAAUGGUUACUGGUAGCCUGAAAGAAUUACUUGGGGAUUUUAAGAGGAGACAUUUUCAAACGGAGCUUGAUGCACAAAAAUUAGUGCGUUUAGUUUUUAAUGGUCGAGUAUUGCAACCUGAUAGUCAAACAUUGGAAAAAUGUGGCUUGUAUAACAAUUGUGUAGUUCAUUGUUUGGUUCAUCAACCACGACCAAAUCCUGUACCAUCUCAAGCAUCAACAUUAGAUAAUUCGUCAUCAAUAUAUUUUAAUCCUCAAUCAUUUCCUGAGAUUCCUGUUGGUACAGGAAUUAGUUCAGUACAUAACGAAUGGGAUUUGAGUAGACCAUUAGUGAUCAUUUUGACUGUCAUGUUAGGUUUUGCUUGGUAUUCCCGAUACCAUUAUGCUCAAUUUUUUACUGCGAGUAUUACACUCGCAUUGUAUGCCCUCACUGCAAUUUUCGCAAUUGUAACAUCAUUUGAACACAUUGGUUCCUGACAUCAAGAAGAACAUGAAGAGUUAUUGUGAUUUUUAACAAUGUAUAAAAGAAUUCACAUGAAUAAGAGGUGAGGUAUACUUAGAUAGUAUGGUUGCAUUUCAAAUUUGAAAUCAAUUUAUGUGCAUUAAGCUCAAUAUUUUUAUUUAUAUAUUUAAUUUAAUAAGAAAAUUUCUUUGGGUUUAUAUAAAAUAUCACAAUUAUAAAUGGAAAUAUACAUAUAACAUUAAAUAAAUUUGGACGAUUAGUAUUUUACUAACUAUUAUUUUACUAACUGUUCAUUUAAAUAGACAUAUUUAUGAAAUUAAUUUUCGAUAAAUGUUAUUGAACUGUUGAAUUAGUCAUAAUAAAUAUUAUAAACGAUAAUUGCAAUGGCACUAUAUCAUUUUGAACGCAAAAUUUAUUAUAUACUUAUACAUUCGUUAUAUUUUUUAUUGAAUUUAAAAUUUACAUUACCUAUAUGUGACUUAAACUUGAAUAUGCUUUGUAACUAUUAUAAAUUACAGUUAUUAGAACAAAAUCAUUAUACUUUUAUAAUCUUCCAAAACUUCUAACAUUAGAAUGAAAAUUACCUGUAAUGAUAACAUUUUUUAAGUACCAUUACGUGAAUUGUUAAAAAAAAAAUUAAAGUCAUUAACAGUGUGUACAUACAUAACUCAUAAUGUAAUAAGCAAUCAUAAUUGUAACUUAUUAGAAGAUACACUUCAUAUUACUUCCAGAAAAAAAAAUUCGUUACUUUUUCGGACAAUGAUGUCAUUGAAGAUAGUGAUUUAUCGUUACUUUUGCAAUACACUGUACUAUAGUAGUUUAUAGAAAAAUCAAAUUAUGUGGUACUAUCACGAUUUUUAUUAAAUGCGAAAUAAAUAGUUA
This is a messenger RNA of Bombus impatiens (common eastern bumble bee), 2033 nucleotides long. Its product is annotated as transmembrane and ubiquitin-like domain-containing protein 1. NCBI's taxonomy places the organism in Eukaryota, Metazoa, Arthropoda, Insecta, Hymenoptera, Apidae. Gene Ontology annotation, molecular function: protein binding. The record is from RefSeq and is a predicted model, not a curated record. The transcript has 5 exons. The coding region runs from base 140 to 1165 and encodes 341 amino acids.